AGAUCAGACGUCACUUAUGAUAGUGAAAGUCAAGCUCAACUGAACCUUUCUCAUCGGUUUCAUCAUUGAUUCACAUAAUAUACUCACUGCCCACCCACACCACCCUAUAUGUACCUUAGGUAGCUGCUAAAACACCAUGGACAACAAACCUGCCCCCAUGGAUUUGCCUACUCCCAACAAGCUUGUUGAAGAAGAAGAUGAUGAUAGCAUGCUCAACAACAAGAAGCUUGGUGGCAUUAAAACAAUGCCAUUCAUUCUUGCAAAUGAAAUAUGUGAUAGAUUUGCUUCAAGUGGAUUCCAUAGCAAUAUGAUAACGUAUCUGACUCAAGAACUAAACAUGCCACUGGUUCAAGCCUCCAACACCCUCACCAAUUUUGGUGGAACUGCCAGCUUUACCCCCCUCAUCGGUGCUUUGAUUGCCGAUUCAUUCGCCGGUCGCUUUUGGGCCAUCACUGUUGGAUCCAUCAUUUACGAACUGGGCUUGGUUAGCAUCACCUUAUCAGCAGUGCUACCAUCGCUACGUCCGCCCCCUUGCCCGACACAACAGAACUGCCAGGAAGCUUCAACGUUUCAACUGUGGAUAUUGUACAUUUCACUUCUCCUCACAUCGUUAGGCACCGGCGGCAUUAGGCCUUGCGUUGUAACAUUCGCCGCGGACCAAUUCGGCUCGGACAAAGUGAUCACGGGUCGGUCCAAAAAGUGGAAUUUCUUCAAUUGGUACUAUUUUAGCAUGGGGUUAGCCACAUUGACUGCCUUGACAGUGGUGGUUUAUGUACAAGAGAAUGUUGGUUGGGGCUGGGGUCUUGGAAUCCCAACCAUUGCCAUGAUCGUAUCAAUCAUUGCCUUUGUUAUGGGCUCACCCCUUUAUAAGAAAAUCGAACCAGGUGGCAGUCCACUGAUUAGAUUGGCUCAAGUCAUUGUUGCAGCCUUUAAGAAAAGAAAGGAAACUGCACCAGAGAAUCCCAAGCUCUUGUACCAGAACAAGGAGCUUGAUGCAGCCAUUUCUCUUCAUGGAAGACUUGUUCAUACAGAUCAAUACAAAUGGUUAGACAAAGCUGCAGUAGUGACAGAAUCCGAGUCUGUAAGUUCCAACCCACCUAAUCUAUGGAGGUUAGUCACAGUCCAUAGAGUCGAAGAGCUUAAAACUAUCAUCCGAAUGUUGCCAAUUUGGGCUGCUGGGAUUUUACUCGUCACCUCAUCUUCACACCUGCAUAGCUUCGUAAUCCAACAAGCUCGAACCAUGGACCGACACUUGUCGAAAUCAUUCGAAAUCCCACCAGCAAGUCUGUCCAUCUUUGGCAUCCUAACAACGCUCUCAGGCCUAGUAUUGUAUGAACGCCUCUUCGUUCCGCUAGCAAGACGGUUCACUGGACAGCCUUCGGGCGUCACGUGUUUACAACGAAUGGGAAUCGGUUUUGUUAUCAACAUCGUGGCCACGAUCGUUUCAUCGUUCAUCGAGAUCAAAAGGAAAUCCGUCGCAGCCCAUCACAACUUGCUGGAUGAUCCCAAAGCCAUAGUUCCCAUCAGUGUGUUCUGGUUAGUCCCUCAAUUCUGCCUCCACGGCAUAGCCGAAGUUUUCAUGUCAGUUGGACACUUGGAGUUCCUGUACGACCAGUCGCCGGAAAGCAUGCGAAGCACGGCAGCAGCCCUGUAUUGGACAGCCAUUUCCAUGGGGAAUUACAUUGGGACAUUGCUGGUUUCGCUUGUUCAUAAAUACACAGGUGAAAACAGUAACUGGUUGCCAGAUAGGAAUCUGAACAGGGGAAAACUUGAAUAUUAUUAUUGGCUUGUUAGUGGGAUCCAAGUCCUGAAUCUCAUUUAUUACAUAAUUUGUGCUUAUCUUUAUACUUACAAACCAAUAGAAGAGGUUAAAGAGGAAGAAGAAGAUGGUGAAUUCAAUGGAAAGAAGAUUUCAGAAAAAGGAGUUGAGCUUGCUAGAAACGAAACAGCUUAGUUGGCUUUGCUAUUAAGGGAGUUAUGUUAGUUGGUGACUCGGGUCCGUGUGAUAUGAAUAUGAUCAAAUUUUCACGUUUUUACUAUCACAUCUUUAUAUUUUAUCUAUUAAAAGCGAAUAUUUCAAAUAUUUGAAAUGUUUAAGCAUUUAUUUAAUAAUGAAUGUUAAUGAAGGGUUUACAAGCUCAAGUUUUAUUAAUAUAUCUUUUGAUAAACUA
Molecule: messenger RNA, 2171 nt
Organism: Gossypium arboreum
Lineage: Eukaryota; Viridiplantae; Streptophyta; Magnoliopsida; Malvales; Malvaceae
Product: protein NRT1/ PTR FAMILY 3.1-like
Exons: 4
Coding region: 137-1954 (605 amino acids)
Biological process (GO): transmembrane transport
Cellular component (GO): plasma membrane
Molecular function (GO): transmembrane transporter activity
Source: RefSeq, a predicted model, not a curated record